AUAUGAAGUGAAAGUGUUAAAAGACGUAGAGUUAAAAGAAUUACAACAAAUUUAUAGAAAUCACGUACCCUAUGCCAGCAAUGUAAAUAGUUUAUUAAAAGUUUAUUUUAAAUGGAAGAAAUCUCAUCCAGAAAGAGAUUAUUUAAUAUUUUUUUGCUUAAAUGAUGAUUGGAGGAGAAGUGGAACUUUUUUGAUGAAGUUUAGAUCGUUCGAUAUAUUUCUAUCAACACUUGAUGAUACCGGAACAGAUCUUUAUAAUUUACUUAAUAAAUCUAAAGCUUUAAACGUUCAACCACAACCAUACCCAAGAAAUAUAUAUGGUACAAGAAACAAACAUUUACCAGCCCUUUACAAGUCUCUACAUGAACUUAAUAUUUUCCCAAAAAUUCGAUCUAUUUGGGAAAAUAAAACGUAUUGGUUACCAAAAGAAGCAGCAUUAAAAUAUGUUAUAAAUUGUCCUGAACACGUUUAUAUUGAUAAUUUAAAAACGUCACACGUCGAUUUAAUUUGUAGCUUAUGGCCUCAUGCUCACGCAGGUUCCAAAGAAUAUUUAAAAACCUAUAUUGAAAUGAACAAAUCGUAUGGUUUAUUUUUAAAAGGAACCGACCAAUUAAUUUCUUGGGUGUUACAAAAUUUUUGGGGAACUUUAAUCGUUUUAGAAACUGUGCCCGAACACAAAAGGAAAGGAUACGCAUCUUUGAUGGUAAAAAAAAUGUCGUUGGAAAUCGCUAAAGAUGGAAUCAACCCAUUAUGUGGAAUUGUUGUGGGAAAUACCGUUUCAGAAGCUUUAUUUGAAAAACUUGGAUUCAAACAUAUUGAUACUUAAUGAUGGGUGACAUUAAAAUGAAACCAUUGGGAGCCCUUCAAAUUAAAGAGCUACAACAAAUUUAUGAACACGAAGUUCCAUAUGCAAGUCACGUUAAUAGUUUAUUUUUAACAUAUUUUAAGUGGAAAAGAAGCCAUCCGGAAAGAGAUGAUUUAAACUUUUAUGGAUUGGAUGACGAUUGGAAAAAAAGUGGAACAUUUUUAUUGCUAUUUAGACAAUUUGAUAUAUUCAUGUUUACGUUAGAUAAAACUGGUGAAGAUCUCCUCGCUUUACUUAACGAUUCGAAGUGUUUAAAAAUAGCUUCUGAUACUUGGAAUAAUCCAGUUAUUUAUGGAAUAAGAAAUGAACAUUUACCACCGAUUCAUGAAUGUUUAAGAUGCCACAAAGUUCCAAUCAAAGCCAUUUUUGAUAACAAACUUUUUUAUUUGCCAAAAGAAGAAGCUUUAAAAUUUGAAAUCAUAUGUCCUGAUGAGGUUUAUAUCGAUAAAUUAAACGUUUCUUACAUAGAUUUAUUAUGCAGUUUAUGGCCAUAUUCUUUUCCUGGUGUGGAAGAAUAUUUAUCAUGUUUUAUUGAAAUGAAUCAUGGAUAUGGAGUAUUCUUAAAAGAGAAUCGUCGUUUGGUUUCAUGGGUAUUGCAAGAUUAUUGGGGAGUCUUAAUUGUUUUAGAGACAGUUCCUGAAUUUAAAAGGAAGGGAUAUGGAUCGUUAAUUGUUAAGAAAAUGUGUGUAGAAGUUGCAAAAGAAGGAAUUAAUCCUAUGUGUACAAUUGUAAAUAAAAAUCACAUUUCAAAAGGAUUAUUUUUGAAAUUAGGAUUUCAAUGUAUCGGGGACUGCACUUAUUUGUGCCUAUAACAAAUAUUAGAAAAUUUAAAAAGUAUUAGUUAAUUUUAAAUUUUGUAAAUUUAAGAAUAGUUUGUAAAAAUAAAGAUUUGAAGAGAAUUUGGUUGCCUAACUACGAAAAGGUUUUUUUUUCUAAUGUUUAUUUUAUAUUUAUCAGCUAUUACGAGCAAUUGUGCGUGAUCUUUCACUUAACACCCAAACAUACAAUAAUAAAAUAUUUUCUAAAAAUAAUGAUGGACGAAAUUAAAGUGAAUACAUUGAAUGCUCUUCAAAUUAAAGAACUUCAACAAAUUUACGAACGCCACAUUCCAUAUGCGAGUCACGUUAAUAGUCUUUUCUUAAUUUAUUUUAAGUGGAAAAAGUCUCACCCAGAAAAUGAUUAUUUGAAAUUUUAUGGUUUACGGGAUGUUUGGAAGAAAAGUGGAACGUUUAUUAUGAUGGUACUUAAAAUAUACACUGGGUCAAAAAAGUCUAUGUACACUUCACAACAUUUUCAAGUUACCCCUUACCCCUCUAAUUUAUCGAAUAUGAUGUUUAAGACAGAAAUAUUAUUCCAGGAUAUGUUGUAAUAAGUAAGAAAACAAAUCAGUAUCAUAAAAACUAAAACUUUAUUUUACAAAAAGUAAAUAAACGUAUGUCGUUGAAGUUAGCAACAGAUUCAGAAAGGAAAUUCACAUUUUUACAGCGGACCAAGCAAAUAGUGUACUCUAUUUAUAAUUUCGUAUU
Messenger RNA from Onthophagus taurus, 2391 nucleotides. RefSeq lists its product as uncharacterized. The record is from RefSeq and is a predicted model, not a curated record. Gene Ontology annotation, molecular function: acyltransferase activity, transferring groups other than amino-acyl groups. NCBI's taxonomy places the organism in Eukaryota, Metazoa, Arthropoda, Insecta, Coleoptera, Scarabaeidae.